GAGGAAAAAGAAGAAGCAUCAGGGCAGAGCCGCGAGUGUGUGAACACACACAGCCAGGCGCUCCCGUGUUACCGUGUGUUACUGUGUCACUCUCAGGGACUAAUGGAGAUCUUUGGGAGCACGUUUGACGACUCGGUGUUUGUGGAGGCCAGAGACAGAGUCUCAGUCGCUCUGUCGUCCUAUAACGCCAAGCUGUGUGAGCCGGAGUGGUUCUGUGAGAGUGCGGCUCUUGAUACAGAGGAUGCUUUGGAGAAGCAGAAGGUCUACAAGUUCAGAGCUGACUUGGCCCUGAGACAGGGGGACUACCAGAAAGCCCUGGACGCGUACAGCAGCUGUCUGACGUGGAUCCCUGACAACAACCUGACCAUCAGAAGAGACGUGCUGGAGGGAAUGGCCCGCUGCUGCACCCACCUGGGCCAGAGGCACAGGGCCCUGGACUUGGCCCGCCUACUGAGUAAAGAAGCCUCCAACAGCUGCCAUCUGACCAGCCUGCUGCUGCUUAAGGUCAGCAUCCACCAGCGCUUUGGAGCCACAGGAUCCAAGAUGGCGGCUCUGCAGCAGCUGUGUAGCCUGCUGCCCUUCAACCCCUGGCACUGGCACAGUCUCGGACAGACGUGCCUGGAGCUGCUGGAGGCUGGCAGACCAGUGGCUGUUCCAGGAUCCUGCUCCCCACAGGAGUGUGAAUCAGCAGGAGAGCCGAGUGACAGACAGACUGAGGAGGAGGAGGAGGAGGAGGUGGAGGAGGUGGAGGAAGUGGAGGAAGUGGAGGAAGAAGAGGGCAGAGUCUGGCUAAAGGCCUGCAUGUGUUUCAUCAGAACAAGACUCUUGCUGAGAAUCCUUCGGCAGCAGCAGUCCUCCUUUGUGCUGCAGCGUAGUGAGAGCGCCCUCCAGAGGAUAGAUGAGGCACUACAGCAGUUGAAGCCCAAAGAGAGCACUCUGCAGGCCGUCACUGAGGUGAUGUCAGAGGACCUGAUCCCAGAGAAAAUGAGGGAGGACAACCAGGAUGGGGAGAGUCUGGCCAGUCUGUGUGUGCAGAGCUUCAAUGAGCGCUGGUUGAACAAGCUCUUACUGACAGGAGCGCUGGAGACUGAUGGACCUCAAUGUCAGAGAGAGACAGAGGCAAAGACAUGAAGCCCCAAGGCUGAGCACACAGAACUGACACCUAUUCUGAACAUUUAAAAUAUAUUUACAUGGCAUCCCAGCUACAGGAUAAUGCUGACAGGACAGAUGGCAGAGAGCAAGAGCCUCUUGAAGAACAUCUUGAAGGAGGGUCAAGCAUUUUUUUCUGAAACAUUGCAUGGCUCUUUCUAGAGCUGGGUAUUGCCAACAACUUGAUGAUACGAUGUGCAUCACGAUACAUAUUGAUAUUGAAUACCGAUCAUGUACCACAACAGCUAUUUAUUAUCAACUGUGUAUUGGUUAAAAAGAAUGAAAAAAUCUUAAAUGUAAAGUAAAAUAAAAUACCGUUUUUUUUUUAACCAUGA
This is a messenger RNA of Myripristis murdjan (pinecone soldierfish), 1484 nucleotides long. It is a transcript of the gene c16h8orf76, whose product is annotated as chromosome 16 C8orf76 homolog. Lineage: Eukaryota; Metazoa; Chordata; Actinopteri; Holocentriformes; Holocentridae. Gene Ontology annotation, molecular function: protein binding. Bases 103 to 1131 code for a protein of 342 amino acids. The transcript has 8 exons. The record is from RefSeq and is a predicted model, not a curated record.